AUGCAUAUCCUGGUUACCAAUGAUGACGGGCCUCCGUCCAACCUGUCGUCGCCCCAUGUGCACUCCCUCGUCCAGAAACUCCAAGCCGCCGGUCACACGGUCUCGGUCAUCCUGCCGCACCAGCAGCGAUCAUGGAUCGGCAAGGCCCAUAUGAUUGGAGCAUCUGUCAAGCCAACCUACUUCCGCCCAGGAACUCUACACAAAGAUGACGGCACCGUACACCAUCUGCCGCGGGCAGCGACGGUGAGCCCGACGACGGGGGCGACGAAUGGAUCCUGGAACGGGGGCCCCAUCGACUUGGUUGUGUCAGGACCGAAUUAUGGGCGGAACACGACCGCGCUGUUCGCCUUGUCAAGUGGAACCAUCGGUGCCGCCAUGGAAGCCGCUGUCUGUGGCAAGCGCUCUAUCGCGUUGUCCUUCGCCUACAGCUCUCGUGACAAUGACCCCGACGUCAUUGCCGAGGCAUCGAUCCACUCUGUGCGUCUGAUUGAGUAUCUUUAUGCCAAUUGGGCUCCCGACGUGGAUCUCUACAAUGUGAACGUUCCGCUUGAGCCUGGCGUGAGCAAGAACAAGGUCCUCUACACUGAUAUGCUGAUCAACAAGUGGAAGUCUGGAAGCUGUUUUCAGGCAGUAGAGCCGACGGUGGGUGGAGACGCGGAGCUUGAUGAGCAGCGCUUGCGCAUCCACGAGGCAGUCGGUGACAAUGUGAAGGUGGACGAAUCGGCUGUGCGAAAGGGCGGUGCUUCGACGGAAGGAAAAUCCCGAUUUCAACACAAGCACUUCAAGUGGGCACCUAAUCUCAAGGAUGUGUACCAAAGUGUCGAGGAGAGUACACCAGGAAAUGACGGCUGGGCCGUGAAGAAUGAGAUUACUAGCGUCACGCCUUUGAAAGCGAGCUUUAUGCAUGCACCCGGCUUUACGGGGGGAGAUCCAGCUCCUACGAUAUACUCCAUUGUCGACUGUGACGAUCCCUAUGUUCAAGAUCUCGUGGACCGAGCAUUGAAUCGACGCAUGGGUGAUAGUAUCCGACCCCAGCGCAUUUCAUCCGUCUCAGAUCUGCCGAACUCGUCAGCACCUUUGUUCCAAUACCGGGAGUACGAACGAUUAGACUUCGAACACGCGUUGUCGGAAUCGUCAACAUCCCUCGUAAGCGCAUACAUCAUCCGGAAAGCUCUCAUUCGCAAACACUAUCUCUCAAACACAGUCGCCAACUGGAUAUCAAAGCACCCCGAUAGUGUUUUAAAACACCAUUUCAAACCGGCAUUCGACUUCGAACUAGACUACGCAGAGUUCCUCGACGAGGCCCUUCUUGAAGCCUACGAACUCAACGAAAGUCUCCAGAAGAACGAAGAACGCGCGGAGUCCGAAAAAGAAUGGUGGAUUCUCAAACCAGGCAUGAGCGACCGUGGCCAAGGAAUCCGACUUUUCAACAGUGAAGACCAACUGCGCGAGAUCUUUGAAGAAUGGGAAGAAGACUCUGAUGACGAGAGCGGAUCCGAGAAACCGGAAGACGAAGAAAAGCUUGAGGUCUCCGCCGCUCACGAUGCCGGCGUGGUCACCUCCCAGCUCCGCCACUUCCUUGCACAGCCCUACAUUGACCCCCCCGCUGCUUCUGCCUUCUUCUUCAAACCGGAAAUUCCACAUUCGCACAUGCUCGCCCUCUUCGCCGCGAAGCCCUAUUGUGCUCCACACGAGGAGGACGACGAAGUCAAGGAUCUCGCGCGCCAUCUUACCAAUACCUGUUUCCAGGAGGGCGGUAGCUCGAACGAGGGCAGUGUGCGCCGUUUCUGGGACCUGGAUCAUCAUGUUCCCGGGUUGGCGGAUGACUGGAAAGAGCAGAUUUUCUCGCAGAUCUGUGCGACGCUCCCGAAUGCAUUUGAGCUGUUCGGCGUCGACUUUUUGGUUGAUAGUAGUGGGAAUGCGUGGCUGCUGGAGAUGAACGCCUACCCUGAUUUUGGGCAAACUGGAGAGGCUUUGAAGGAGGUUGUUGUUGGGCGCUUGUUUGAGGAGACCAUCGAUGUUGCUGUGAAGCCAUUUUUUGGUCUGGGGGGGGCCUGA
Molecule: messenger RNA, 2058 nt
Organism: Penicillium chermesinum
Lineage: Eukaryota; Fungi; Ascomycota; Eurotiomycetes; Eurotiales; Aspergillaceae
Exons: 7
Coding region: 1-2058 (685 amino acids)
Biological process (GO): protein modification process
Cellular component (GO): P-body
Molecular function (GO): hydrolase activity
Source: RefSeq, a predicted model, not a curated record